Molecule: messenger RNA, 2875 nt
Organism: Pogoniulus pusillus (Red-fronted tinkerbird)
Lineage: Eukaryota; Metazoa; Chordata; Aves; Piciformes; Lybiidae
Gene: TMEFF2
Product: transmembrane protein with EGF like and two follistatin like domains 2
Exons: 11
Coding region: 304-1518 (404 amino acids)
Molecular function (GO): protein binding
Source: RefSeq, a predicted model, not a curated record
GGCGGCAGAGCGGGGCAGGCGGUGGCGGCUGCGCGGCGGCGGCCCCUCCGCGCCCUCCUCCUCCCCCCCACUCUCCGCCACCCGGCCCUUAUGGCAGCCGCUCCCCGCCCCGCCGCCGCCCGCACCCCCGCUCCUCCCCGCCGGGCUCCGCCGUUUGCCCCAGCGUCGCACCCGAGCUCGGCAGCCGCUCGCUGAUCCGCUGCCGGUCGGGGCCCCCGGGAUGCCCAGCGGUCCCGCUGCCCGUCCUUGCUGCCGCCCGCCGCGCCGCCCGGGGGGCACACCGGAGAGUUGAGUUAGGAAGUCAUGGUGCCCUGGGAGCCCUCCCCGCCCCGGCAGUGCGGCGGCUGGACGCUCUGCGACUGCUGCUGCUGGCUGCUGGUGCCUGCCGUGCUGCUCGUCCUCGCCCGCCCCGACAAGCUGGCGGCCUUCCCUACCUCCUUAAGCGACUGCCAGACGCCCACCGGCUGGAACUGCUCCGGUUACGAUGACAGAGAAAAUGAUCUCUUUCUCUGCGACACCAAUACCUGUAAAUUCGAUGGGGAGUGUUUAAGAAUUGGAGACAGUGUGACUUGUGUCUGUCAGUUCAAGUGUAACAAUGACUACGUGCCCGUGUGUGGCUCCAAUGGUGACACCUACCAGAACGAAUGCUACUUGAAGCAAGCUGCCUGCAAACAGCAGAGCGAGAUCCUCCUCGUGUCCGAAGGAUCGUGUGCCACCGAUGCUGGGUCAGGAUCUGGGGAUGGAGUCAAUGAAGGCUCAGGUGAAACCAGUCAAAAAGAGACAUCGACCUGUGACAUUUGCCAGUUUGGGGCAGAGUGUGACGAAGACGCAGAGGAUGUUUGGUGCGUGUGCAACAUUGACUGUUCCCAAACCAACUUCAAUCCUCUAUGUGCUUCUGAUGGGAAAUCUUAUGAUAAUGCAUGUCAAAUCAAAGAGGCAUCAUGCCAGAAACAGGAGAAAAUUGAAGUCAUGUCCUUGGGUCGAUGUCAAGAUAAUACCACAACAACUACAAAAUCUGAAGAUGGGCAUUAUGCAAGGACAGAUUAUGCAGAGAAUGCAAAUAAACUGGAAGAAAGUGCAAGAGGGAUCUACAUCCCUUGUCCAGAGCAUUACAAUGGCUUCUGCAUGCAUGGCAAGUGUGAGCACUCCACUAACAUGCUGGAACCAUCUUGCAGAUGUGAUGCUGGCUACACUGGACAACACUGUGAAAAAAAGGACUACAGCGUUCUGUACGUGGUUCCAGGCCCAGUGCGAUUUCAGUAUGUCUUAAUAGCAGCUGUGAUUGGAACCAUCCAGAUUGCCAUCAUCUGUGUCGUAGUCCUCUGCAUUACAAGGAAAUGUCCCAGAAGCAACAGAAUCCACAGACAGAAGCAGAACACAGGGCACUACAGUUCAGACAACACGACGAGAGCAUCGACAAGUUCUAGUGGCAAUUUUGAGUCUACUGAACUCAGUAGUAGGGUUUUGAGUUGGUCCAAGAUCAGCGACAAUUAUGGAUGUGGGAAAGGUGAAGAAUAAUUUAACCUACAUUGAGGAGGGAUAAAAUAUUUCAGAUCCGGAGUCAACUACAUGUCAUCAGCCUUCUUCUCCCGUGCCAUCUCUCUUUAUCCCCCCCCCUCCACAUCCCCCCCCCAUAGCUUAGGAAGUCUUUGCUUUCUAAAUUAAAAUCCUCACCGAAGGGGAAAUGGAAAUUCUCGGUAAGUGCAGCGAGAGUGUCAAGGGGAUAACAUUUCAGUCUGGGAGGGAGUCAGGUGGCUGUCAAGGUGAACCCUACAAGAACACUUAGCAGAGUCUCCAACUCUGGUCAUUGGAGUGAGGGAAAAUUGCUUCUUACUGCUGAUUGAAAAUUAUUAGGUUAAAAAAAAAGUUAAUAACAUAAUAACAGCCAAAAUGCCAGCACCAUUUGUACCUCAUGAACAUGCUGAUAGAUUUUUUUUUCCAAGAGAAGGUGAAAAACCACUCAGAAUAUCCCAGACGAAUAACUUUGUGGGUGACCCAGCCCCAUUAAAUGUAAUGAACGCCAAUGUUGGCUAUACCUGAGGAAAAUAAGGGCAUGUGUUUUGUCACAUCCACUUGAUGGACAAGAGGCAAAGUUAUUUUCAUGGUAGCUGAACCUCUCCAAAUAUAAUAGAAGCUUCUUUCAAGAAGUUAAUGCUGCUCUAGGCAGUGCUCUGAAUUUUGAGGAUGACAAACUGAGACUGAAGGGCAGAGGGUGGUAGCUUCGCUUCUGCAUAACCUCCACUCCACUGACUACCAGACUUAUAUUCACCCUAAGUAACAUCACUGAACUAACACUCACACACACACACACAACUCUUGGACCGGUGCUCAUGGCGCUGCUCCUUGACAAAGAGACAGUGCCAGGCAGAAAGUACCUGUGACAAGUACCCAUGACCAGGUUUAGGAGCAUUUCUCACUCAAGGUCAGGCUUGAUGGGGGAAUCUCAGCAACCUGCUCUGGUUGCAGAUGUCCCUGCUUACUGCAGGGAGGGUUUGGACUGGAUGACCUUUAAAGGUCCAUUCCAACCCAAACCAGUCUGAGAUUCUAUGAUCACUGCAUGAAGCAAUUGCAUUUGGGUCAGGAUUAGAACUGGGGUUAGCUGGGAUGACGUCUCCUGAGUGCGUUUCCAUUUCCUGCUUCAGAACUGGUCACUUACAACAAUCACCACCACCCUUACUGGUGAUAGUCCACCCAAUCUGGCCUUCAGACCUGGGGGAAGCAACACUUCUACUCUAACAUGGCUUCUGGUCUCCCCACUCCCUGCCCCAGCCUGCUUUAAAGUGAAUCCAUUGCAUGAUGUUCACACGGUCUCAGUUUUUGUCUUGUUCGAGGUUUCUUGGCUUUUUAAAGGUAAUAAAGAGGUGAUGGCAAGAGA